AUGCCGAAAUUGUUUGCUCCUCCUGCUACCACCUGGGCUAUGGACGGCCGCGAGGUAGACCUCCUGCACUACAUCUACUCUCGCCCGGACGUGAAAGAACUGCGCGGCAAUCCACACAAAGUGCUCGUCGCCAUCGACGAAUACGUUGAUAAGCACCAAGUGCUCAUGAACAUCGGCGCCACAAAGGGCGCCUUCAUCAGCGACCUGAUUGCCGCACGCAAGCCCUCAACGAUGAUCGAGCUGGGCGGGUACGUCGGCUACUCGGCGAUUCUCUUCGGCGAUGCAGUGCGCGCCCACGGUGGCAAACAAUACCUGAGCAUCGAGAACAACCCCGAAAUGGCCGCCGUGGCCAACCAGCUCCUGGAUCUGGCGGGGCUGCGCGACUUUGUGAGGAUUAUUGUUGGGUCGAGCGAUGAGUCGCUCGAGGAACUGAUUGAGCAGAAGAAGAUUGAUCGCAUCGAGUUGAUCUUCAUUGAUCACUGGCAGGAGCUGUAUCUGCCGGAUCUGUGGUUGUUGGAGCAGCUUGAUGUCCUUGUUCCGCAGACUUCGGUCUUUGUUGCGGAUAAUAUUAUUAUGCCCGGUGCGCCGAAGUAUUUGAAGUGGGUUGAGGCGACGCCGGAGCAGAAGAGGGAGAUGCUUGCUGGAUUGGAUGUGGGCACUCGGCGGCCAGAUCCUAGUUGGGUUUAUGAGACGCAGGUCUCGAAGUUUGAUACCACGUGGGGAAAGGAUGCCGUUGCUGUGACCAAGGUUGUGGGGAGGCAGUGA
This is a messenger RNA of Penicillium alfredii, 765 nucleotides long. Its product is annotated as O-methyltransferase. Gene Ontology annotation, molecular function: O-methyltransferase activity. NCBI's taxonomy places the organism in Eukaryota, Fungi, Ascomycota, Eurotiomycetes, Eurotiales, Aspergillaceae. The coding region runs from base 1 to 765 and encodes 254 amino acids. The record is from RefSeq and is a predicted model, not a curated record. The transcript has 3 exons.